This is a messenger RNA of Musca domestica (house fly), 1172 nucleotides long. RefSeq names its product protein lin-37 homolog (gene mip40). The coding region runs from base 252 to 1040 and encodes 262 amino acids. The record is from RefSeq and is a predicted model, not a curated record. Gene Ontology annotation, biological process: negative regulation of transcription by RNA polymerase II. Gene Ontology annotation, cellular component: Myb complex; transcription repressor complex. The transcript is spliced from 2 exons. NCBI's taxonomy places the organism in Eukaryota, Metazoa, Arthropoda, Insecta, Diptera, Muscidae.
GUUAGUUUUUGUGAGCAGCUUUGUAACCAAGUACUGUCUGUGAGUGUGGGGUAGCUUUGGGACUCUUUGAAUUUCUAAAAAAUCUAAAAAAUAAUUAUUAUUGACAUAUUUAUUGGAAAUAUUAAUUUCUCAAUUAUUGCUGUUAUCAAUUUAAAUUGAUAUAUUCCAAAAAAUACUAUAUUGGCCAGAAGUCACAUCCAUUUCCUUAAAGAAAGUGGCAGCUUCAGUUCAAAAGAAGGAUUCAAUUCAAGAUGAAGACACCGCCACAAAAACGAAAACAACAGGCUGAGGUGGAAAAGAUUCGUUUGCGAAGUGCCUCACAUGAAAGUUUACACAAUCAAGAAGUGGACGACAUACCGUCUUCCUACGAAGAGGAAGAAGAAGAUGGACAGGAGGAGGAAUAUCAGCCUGAAGAGGAGCCACAACGGCCAGUGGCCAAACAACGAGGCCGUCCACGUAAAAAGCCCAUACAAGAAAAUGUACAAAAAUAUUCUCCCCCGCCUACAACACCCAGCAAGAGACGUCGCCGUGAUUUGGCCACAUCAACGGGACACAAUAAAAUACAAGCUGAAUCAUUUGUUAUGAAACUAUUCGAUCGCACCUUAGAUCUAUCAAAAUAUACCGAACAAACUGCCCUCUAUCCCAUAUGCCGGGCAUGGAUGGCUAAUCAGCCACGUAAUCCGAAUAUACCAAGUUAUCGUGAAACCCGAUCUCCAUCACCAGCCCACCGCGAAGAUAAUGGUUUGGAAUUGGUGACACAACUGAGAAAAGGCUAUAUCAAGGAGGUGACAAGUUUGCCAAAGCCCAAAGAAACUGACUUGCCAAAAAUAGCACCACAACAGGAGCCCAAAAGAUAUAGCGCCCAUGAGGAUUUGGUAACACCCGACGAUCCAACAAAAUACGCCAGUAAAUCAGAGAUAUUGGGAGAACAUUUAGGCAAAUGGAAGCGCAUAAAAAGCGAUUGGCAAAAACACAACAAACGCUAUCAGCAAAGAAACAACAUCAAUUUCUAUUUAUUGCAGGAGUUGUUUAAACCUUAGAUGUAAUGCAUGAUUUUUCAUAUUUGCUUUGUUUAUAUUUAUGUUGGCAUGUAGUUUUGAUUUUAUUAUUCAUUUUAUAAAUGAAAAUAAAAUAAAUAGCUGGAAAAUAAUGCUUGCAAAUUAAAUUGAAAA